This is a messenger RNA of Drosophila arizonae, 477 nucleotides long. RefSeq lists its product as uncharacterized. The record is from RefSeq and is a predicted model, not a curated record. NCBI's taxonomy places the organism in Eukaryota, Metazoa, Arthropoda, Insecta, Diptera, Drosophilidae.
CCCAUUCGUAAACGUUGCAGCGAUCAAAAGUGCAUUGGUGCUCCGGCUUUCCGUAUGCUGCCCGGCAUCGACAAUUGGUGCGAGAUCAAUUGCUUGCGCUAUCCGCCCAACUGCCCGGAGACUGCCUGUCACUGUCCGCAAGAGUGCGUGGCCAUUGGCGAGCUGGAGGGACGUGAAGGCGCCGAUACCUACUGCAUGGACGAGUGCCUCAAUUACAAAUCGGAAUGCCCGCGCGAUAGGUGUCGCUGUUUCUAGAGAGAGAGAGAGAGAGAGAGAGAGGGAGAUACACACACACACACACACACAGAAACAGAGACAGAUAGAGAGUGCGAGAGCGAGAGCGAGGUAUACCAAUUAGCUGUGCUGCUGCCCCAUUGCCAGAUGAAGACAAAGUUUUGACGAAAUGUAAUUGAAAUUUAUAGCUCCAUUUGAAUGCGAAUAUAUAUCUAGAUGUACAUCCCGAUAUAUAUAGACAUA